Molecule: messenger RNA, 964 nt
Organism: Nicotiana attenuata
Lineage: Eukaryota; Viridiplantae; Streptophyta; Magnoliopsida; Solanales; Solanaceae
Exons: 5
Coding region: 146-541 (131 amino acids)
Cellular component (GO): nucleus
Molecular function (GO): RNA binding
Source: RefSeq, a predicted model, not a curated record
CGAGCGCAGGCUAAGACCUUAAGAAGCUAGCUUCAUAGUCUUAGGUUUCUUAUUUGGAGAAAGCCGACAGCAAGCCUAUUAAAACUUAGGGGUUAAAAACUUUGGUGCUAAAAUCAAAGGGAGAGGGAGAUUUGCUAAUUAAUUGAUGAUGGAGGAGUUAAGUGAAGGAGUGAACAAUAUGAACAUUAGCGGAGGAGACCUUCAGAAGAAGAAUCGUAUUCAGGUUUCUAAUACCAAGAAACCCUUGUUCUUCUACGUCAAUCUUGCCAAGAGGUAUAUGCAGCAGUACAAUGACGUGGAACUUUCUGCUCUUGGGAUGGCUAUUGCCACGGUUGUCUCAAUUGCUGAAAUUCUGAAGAGCAAUGGGUUUGCUGUGGAGAAGAAGAUUAUGACAUCAACUGUUGAUGUUAAGGAUGGCUCCAGAGGGCGUCCCGUCUCCAAAGCCAAAAUUGAGGUAUUGCUGGGAAAGAGUGAAAAAUUCGAUGACUUGAUGGCGGCUGCGGCAGAGAGGGAACUUGGAGAUGGUGAGGAGCAGAGUUAAGAGCAAGCUCCUUUUUUUAUAUGAAUUUUUGGAGUCUGUUUUUUAUUCAAACAAACGAGCAUCUGCAGUGAGUGUGAUUACCUAGAAUAGUUGUUUGUUUGAAUUGUUAGGAGUAUACCCUAUCUGGUAAGAUGAAGUGAAGUUUUGUUGCUUGACAACUUUGGCCUUUUAGGUGAAUAUAUAUGGCUUGAUGAUAAUAUGCUGAAAGUUGAGUCAGUGAAGAUUUGCUUAUAUUUCUAUGUAUCUCUAGCCGAGGGUCUAUCGGAAACAGUCUCUCUACCCUUCCAGUGGUAGGGGUAAUGCUGCGUACAUCUUACCCUCCCCAGACCCCACUUGUGGGAAAUUACUAGGUUUGUUGUUGUUGUUGUUGUUGUUGUUGUUGUUGUUAAAUAUUUCUAUGUAUGCGUAAAUACAAUUUAACAC